This is a messenger RNA of Portunus trituberculatus (swimming crab), 4532 nucleotides long. It is a transcript of the gene ifc, whose product is annotated as sphingolipid delta(4)-desaturase DES1-like. The transcript is spliced from 6 exons. Gene Ontology annotation, cellular component: membrane. Gene Ontology annotation, molecular function: sphingolipid delta-4 desaturase activity. NCBI's taxonomy places the organism in Eukaryota, Metazoa, Arthropoda, Malacostraca, Decapoda, Portunidae. Gene Ontology annotation, biological process: ceramide biosynthetic process. The coding region runs from base 77 to 1048 and encodes 323 amino acids. The record is from RefSeq and is a predicted model, not a curated record.
UCAUCAGACGUCAGGGACUCAGUGUUGGUCGAGACGUUGUUUGGUGGGGACGUAUCGCUCAACACUCACACCAAUAAUGGGGCAACACGUGUCAAGGACGGACUUUGAGUGGUCCUACACAGCUGAGCCUCACGCCUCUAGAAGGAAGGAAAUACUAAAGAAACACCCAGAGAUCAAGGAACUAUUUGGCAAUGACUCCAACUUGAAGUGGUGGGUACUGGGCUUGGUGAGCUUCCAAUUACUGUCCCUUUUUGUGGUAAAGGACCUGCCCUGGCUGUGGGUUUUCCUCUUGGCGUACUGCAUUGGCGGCACCAUCAACCACUCCCUCAUGCUGGCCAUCCAUGAGAUCUCUCACAACCUUGCCUUUGGACACUCCAAGCCACUCUCCAACCGUUUCCUCGGGAUAUUUGCAAACCUUCCCAUUGCAUUGCCUUUCUCAGUGUCAUUCAAAGGGUACCACUUGGAGCAUCACAAAUUCCAAGGAGAUGAGAAGCUGGACACUGACAUCCCUACCAGCCUGGAGGCACGACUGUUCUGCACCACUUUUGGGAAGCUGAUCUGGAUGAGUCUGCAGCCACUGUUUUAUGCCCUGAGACCUGUUAUCACCUACCCCAAGACUCCCACACUCCUGGAAAUCGUCAACAACAUUAUCCAACUCACCUGCAACUUCUUGGUGUUUUAUUAUUUUGGAGGAAAGGGGAUAUUCUAUCUGGCUGGGGGAUCCUUGCUGGCUAUGGGACUCCACCCAGUGGCUGGACACUUCAUCUCUGAGCAUUAUAUGUUCCACAAAGGUUUCGAGACAUACAGUUAUUAUGGGCCUCUCAAUUAUGUCACCUUCAAUGUGGGUUAUCACAAUGAGCACCACGACUUCCCCUAUGUCCCUGGGAGCAGACUGCCAAAGGUGCGGGAGAUGGCACCAGAAUACUAUGACCACCUGCCCCGCCAUGAGUCGUGGGUGAAGGUAAUCUAUGACUUCAUCACUGACCCUGCCAUUGGUCCCUAUGCAAGGAUCAAGAGGAAGCAUGCAGGUUUACUCAAGGAAGAGUAAUGAGAUGACAAACUAAUGUAUGUUGGGUGAGUCACAGGGUGGAGUGUUGUCUGCCAAAUUUGGUAUAAAGUUGGCAUAUAUCUUUUGGUGGUUAGGGUUCAUGAUGCUCACAUUUCUGGUUGUAUGAGUUACGAAUGUCUCCUCCUCGGUCAUAGUACUGUAUUGGGAGGAGACCAAUGGAACCUCAUUCUGAGUGUCUGGGCAAGCAAGCUAAUCAUUUUUCCAUUUAGUGAGAUAUUGCAUAAUUUUGUGAUGCUCAGCAAUGUUCAGCAACAGUUUUUUUGUAUUAAAUGAUCAAGGAAAGGAAUCUCAAUAGCCCGUGUUGUAUCCUGAUGAUUAUAACCUUAGGUGGUGAUUUUGUAGCAGUAGAUCAAAGAUGUUUUCUGUUGCUACAUGAUUACUGCUUGGGUUGAUUCUCUACAUGUGAGUUAGAUUGUGAUACCAGUGAAUGGUUGAUGAGGGAAAGGUUGGAUCACUCCCUCAUCACCAUUCCUUCAGUGUUGCCUUUCUUACUAAGGAUGUAGAUAAUUUAGAGCAAGUUCUUCCUCUUACUGUUUGUUACAUAAUAGGACUUCAGCCUAAAUAAUUUGUCCUUAAGAACACUCAGCCUAUUGAUAGAAAUGGAAAGCUGGUAAUAGUAAGAGCACUAACUUGCAUUAAUUGAACGUAUUUUGAUACUUGAUAUGUGGCAUGAUACCGAUUGCUUCCUUCUGCGUCAUUCUUCAGGCAUAAUACUGCAGCAAUAGACAUAGGAAUACCUUGUACAUUAGCUACCACAUGUAAGGGUGUAAUGGGCCUGUUGACCUCAACGUUGACAGUAUUAGAUCAACUGCCAGUGACCCAUUAAUAUGAUAGCACAAAACCACUCAUGAGGAGAAAUGAAAGUUUUGUAGUUCUCUCAUGAAAUUGAAACUUUUAACCUGUUGUUGGUGAGGAAGUCACCUUAAGCAUGUGGUGGAUGAGACAUAAGUGUUCCUAAGUGGCAUCAGGGUUUACAUUGGAGAAGGUUGUAAAUAGUAUUGGGAUCUUGCUACUGUGUGGAAUAAGAGUUUUUGUGGAUUUUUCUAUGCUUUUUAAAUUUAAGAAAACUUUUCUCAGAGAUUCCAGAUACUCAGUUUUGGGUCAGAAUUUAUGUAAUGAGAGAUUAUAUGAUUCUAUCAUUAAAAAUGUUUAGACAAAAUAGAUUUGUGAAACUGUUAAUCUAAUGCAGAAGUUGGUGUCCUUUUGUCUGCAUGUUAGGUUGGCCAUUCUGUAAUAGGCAAAGGGGUGUUUCUGGUUGUUGCUGUUGUUUAUCCAUCAAAUGGGUGUAAGUAUGAUGGAGAAGACCACAUUGCUGUUUUCUCCUAACUUGUCACCAGUCAUCGAUUAUUGGUUAUCGCUGACAAGGUUAUCAUUAUCUUUCUAUCGUUUAUUGUGGUAAAUUAUUCCGUUAUUGCGCCCACCUGUGGGUAAGAAGACCAAACUGCUGUGAAGAAAUUGUACAAGGACUGCAUCCAUGUGCUCCCCACAGUGUUGGGUUGAGUACAGUGAUGAAGGAGUAACCUGCUGAUAUUGAUUUGAUCUGUUCCAUUAUUCCAGGUGGGAACAGUCUGCUGUGAUAGGUUGACUUAGGUUAAGCCUCUCAUAUUGUCACCCCAAGGCUUCCAGAUCAAAGUCUUAAAUACUCAAUGUUAAUGGUGCACUAAUAGGUCUGGCUAAGGUUUUAAGGCAUGUUUGUCCAAUUGUUAACUUGUGUGAGAGCUGAAACAUUUGCCAGGCUUUCUCGUAUGCCAAUUUGUUGCACAUGGAUGGCAUUUUCUUGAUUUUAUAACAGAGAUAUGUAUUGAUGAAAAUGUUUUAAGAGUAAUUAGACAGCCUCAAGGAAGUGAGGCUGCAGAACUGUGCCAGCUGUGUACCGAGUCUCAAGGUUUUCACUUUACCUGUGCUGAUGUGGACUUUUGUCUAGUUUUUGUGUUGCUAAGGUUUAUGGACAUGAUUGCCAGGCAUAGUGUUUUGAUAUGAAGUGUUUUAGAAAGCUCAUCAGUUUCAGUAUCAAUAUUUUAUUUUAAAUUAUAUUAACUCUCUCUCUCUCUCUCUCUCUCUCUCUCUCUCUCAAUAUGACAACAUACAUUCUCAUGGUUUAAUCAUAAUUGAUUAUCAGCUCUGUGCCUGUUCAUUUAUCAACAUUUUUUUUUACAAUCUAUUAUAAUCUUGUUCCCAUAAUUACAAAAAAAAAAAAAAUUAGAAGAAAGUGUUCAUUUGUUUUUCUUUGUGUUUAAGGUGUCUUAUUCAUCUGUUAAUUUUUCGUAAUAAAGUGAGACAGAUUAUCUUAUACAGUAACAUCCAUAUUACUACUGUGUUGACUCAUCUUACAUGUCCUUUGUGCACACACCUGGACCUGCAGUUUUUUUUUUUUCUCUACUCUUCUUCCCUGUACCAGUGCCUUACUUGUCUCCUAAUAAAAAGCUAUUAUGCUUACAAGUCAGCAAACUCAAUUAUUUGUCUAGAUUGACCCCAAGGUCAUUAAAAAACUUGUGAUGUGUCUAAAAUUUUUGUUUCCGAAUGAGAACUUGCACUCUUACGCAGGUACUAUGUGAUUUGCACAUACAUAAAAAUGAGUUCAUACAGUAUGUAGUAGAGUAUAUCUUCUGGGAGAGACUCCCACAAAAGGAGCAAGUAUAAAAUGAUCUCAGUUUAAAUUUUACUUGAGGGUUGACAUAAUAGUUUCGGUGGUGCUAAAGGUAUUUGGGUUUGCAGGUGUUCAUAUUUUAACAUAAAUCUUAUUGAUAGCAAUAAAACACUAAGACUAUAAGUAAACUAUCCCUUAUUAUAUCACCGACCAACAUAUUGCAGGGUGGAAAGUAGUAUUAGUGGUUGCACACACAAAAAAUGUUGCACUAUGGCAAUGUAGGCAGACAUUUAAUACUUUGGACACAUAUGUGUUCAGGCAUUUUCCAUUUCAGUUUCUCUCCCCUGUGCCGUUAUUUUUCUGUUUUCUAUUUAUCUUUUGAGACAAGCAGGCUAGGAUUGAAUGGAAAAGGAUUGACUUGUGGAAACUUAAUUGGCUGUUGCAUUAACCAUUAUCAGAAUGGUAUGGCUGCUACAUGUUUUGAGGAUACUGUAGAUGUAAUGGUAUCAUAAUACUCCCCCAGAGGGAUGUAUGCACACCUUGCAAACAAUGGAAAGUUAAAAGAAACUUACUGAAACUCGUCACAAUAAUGGAUCUGAAAAUGCAUAGCCAAGAUAUUGGGAAAUGAGGUCCAAGGUAGUCAGUCCUGUGCAGCCACCCACUAAGGACCAAAAUGUUGCUGUGUGCUUCUCUGUGGUAAAGACGCAUUUGGUAGGCUUUUAUGAUCAUAUCACACAAUUCUGUUUUCUCUGAAAUGGUCUGCUGCUGCCUUUAAUUCUUCUCACAGCUUUCCUGCUUAGCAGGAAAUAGGUUAUAAUAAAUUAAUAUAAGACCAAUUUCAAGCAAAUGUUUUGAAGAAAUAUAUUGUCAAAUUAA